AUGUUUUCAUCAAUAUCGGUUUCUCUAUAAGAUUUAAGGGGUUAAAGAAUAAUUUCUUCGAAUGGCACAUCAAAUUAUAGAGAUUUUUAAAGGUUGCCUGUCACAAAGACUAAUUAUAAGAGAUAGUACUUAAAAGGAGCAUCAAAUAGAGUUAAGUCACUCAAGGAGGAAUCUAAUUUUGUAUAACUGUGCAGUGAGAGAAAAGACAAUGAGAAACUAUUUAAGUUUAAUAAGCAAGGUUAACUAUUAAACUACAGGAAUUUCCAUCUCCAUAAAUAAUACCCACUCACUUAAAGGGAAUAAUAAAAUGAAGUCGAUGGUUUAAAUAAAAUUAAUAGUGGAAGAUAGAUGUUUAAAAACUCAUCAUUAAAGUUAAUUACUGAUUCCAACAAUCAGUUAAUUGAAUUAGUGUGUUCAUCUGAACCAGUUAUCUAAAAAAAUAAAAAGACUAAUUCUAUUUCUAAUGUUCCAAAAGUGGAAGAAAGAACCAAUAACACUACUAAUUAUAGUAAUACUAAGAGAAUAUCAUCUGCAAAUAACCAUCUAUAAUUGAUAAUCUCAUCAGCAAGUAACAAGGAAGAUCUAUUAUUUAAAAGUACCCAAUCCACUCAGAAUUAUACAUCAAAAGUGAUAAUUAAAGAAAAUAAACUAGACAGAAGUUUGAAGGCUAAAAUACCCACAUCUUUUGAUGGAACUAAGAAGUUUUUAAAGUAAUUUAUAUGA
This is a messenger RNA of Paramecium octaurelia, 723 nucleotides long. NCBI's taxonomy places the organism in Eukaryota, Ciliophora, Oligohymenophorea, Peniculida, Parameciidae. The record is from the annotation of a GenBank genome assembly.